Messenger RNA from Aspergillus vadensis CBS 113365, 654 nucleotides. RefSeq lists its product as uncharacterized. The transcript has a single exon. Lineage: Eukaryota; Fungi; Ascomycota; Eurotiomycetes; Eurotiales; Aspergillaceae. The coding region runs from base 92 to 544 and encodes 150 amino acids. The record is from RefSeq and is a predicted model, not a curated record.
GAAUAAGCUUAGCCCUCUGCGUCGGGGGUAGCGAUCACAGACGAGGGGAAGGGGGAAAAGGAGGGGAGUGGUUUCUCCAGAUCGACGGUGGAUGGUCGGGAGAAUUAACAACGAUCAGAAUGAUGGCACGGAUAGAGACGCGUCCACCCAGGGUUCAUCUCCCAGGGCACCAGGGGAGAAGAGGGGCCGAACAGAAAGCAGGAGCAAAAGAGGGCCAGCGAACAGGCCAUUCACGGAGGACACGCCAUGGCCAAUCGACGUGGUCCGGCAGCAAUCAACACCAAACCAAAUAAUCAAAAAUCAAAAUACCAAACGAACAAAAAAAAAAGAAUCGAAAAAGCAAAGCACGGGGGACCCGAAAAGGGGCAGGCAAGCGAUCGUUGCUCCUUGCGUCGAGGAAUGCAUGACAGAUGCCGGGCGGUGGAGGACACAGCUGAGGCUGAUCGGGUCGGGGCGAGAGGAUGGGGAGGGGAAGCAGGAAGAAAGCCAUGGCGGUCCCUCAUUGCUGGUAAGCAUCAUAAUUCUUGGAAAUCAUAAUUAUUAGAAAUAUAAUCGGCAAUAAUUAGCUGGCAGCUGGGGGAGAACAUAGAUUAUUCUUAGCAGAGCAGCCCACGACCGGCCGAUGUACGGAGAAUUACUAGGGUAUAGCUCGAC